Messenger RNA from Scatophagus argus, 2897 nucleotides. RefSeq names its product low density lipoprotein receptor adapter protein 1. NCBI's taxonomy places the organism in Eukaryota, Metazoa, Chordata, Actinopteri, Scatophagidae. Bases 328 to 1161 code for a protein of 277 amino acids. The transcript has 3 exons. The record is from RefSeq and is a predicted model, not a curated record.
CUCCCCGCGGGCUCGCUGAUUCACACACCUCACACAGCAAGCAGGAGGAGCGGAGCGUGAUUCAGUCCGUCUGCUACAUAAACCUGUUUCAGGCUGUGUGCGAGUCUCACUGGCUUUUACAUGCGCACGAGGAUCGCUGAGCUCGCGGAAGAACCUCAAAUUUGAGUGUUUAUCGACCCCGGCUGGAUAAUCGAUUCUUUUUUUCUACAUUGCCAGGGAAACUGGUUGUGUAUGAACUUGCAGGAUAGAUUUCCACCUGCCCCGUGUGUUUAAAAAAAGGUCACGCGAUUCUGCGGUUCAAAUCAGGCGCACGAGGACAUUUUUUGCAUGACACUGUGGCCAGAUAAAAGCAGUGGAUGCAACUACGCUCCAUUUGUAGAGGAGAGGUGGAAGACUGGGAGAGGCUCUGAAGAGGACCAGCUGACCACCAGCAGAUACACCUCAGCUAAAGUUUGCUCCAAACCCAACCUCAACCAUACCAUGUCCCUCAGCACUUUUCACCUCAUGCAGACCCUUAAGAACUCUCCUGCUGCGCUACGUCGCCGCUUUCGCCGCGACCGCACAGAGUCUUUAUCCCAUGGCGACCCUCUGUUCAAAGUCCACUACCUGGGCACAGAGAAAAUCUUCUCUCUGGAUCGAGAGCAGGCCCAGGAGGCUAUUAGCCACCUGCUAGAAGGUAUUGCUAAUGGGAAGAAGCUCAGCAAAGAUCACGCCCUGGUGGUGCGCCCGAGAUACGUUGAGGUCAAGGAGCUGAGUACAGGUCGGCAGCUCACCAAGACGUACCUGCAGGACAUUGCAUACUGUGCCGCUGAUGCCAACCGGCCCAACGUCUUCCUGUAUAUCUGCAAACAUCAUGGGCAGCAGCUGCAGUGUCGAGUGUUCUGGUGCAGCCGGGCGGAGCGGGCGCGGGACAUGACUGCUUGCCUGGCACACUCUUUCCAGCGGGCGCUGAGCGACUGGCAGGACGGUUCGGCUACGCUGCAGCCAGGAGACGUGAAGGGGAAACGAGCAGAGGAGACGUCCAACUCUCCCACCAACACGAAGAGCUCCACGCUGCCCGCCAGUCUGGGAAAAGUUCGCUGGAAGAAGCGGGGCUCAGUGUCUCGCAGCCCCCUCAGGGCCAUCAGCAGAAGAGGGUCUGCCUCCGAUAGUUGGAACUGAACCCCAGCUUUAACCCCUUCCAACAAGGGAACACAUUAACCUGAUGACAGCCUCAAGGAUGGCAGCACUGACGGGAGGGGAGAGAGUGAUUUGCAAGACAGAAGGAGGGACAAAAGGGGAUGAAACAUGGAAUAAAGUGUCCAUAUUUGGACAUUUGAGGACUCUGCUUGUGAGAGGAUGUUGUUGCAAUCAGUGAGUGUAUGGACUUGAAGGUUUUUGACGCAGCAAAGUUGUCUUUUGACUUUUGCACGAGUGGCGUCCGGUGUAGCACAAAAUGCUGUUGACAGCUUCCUUUGUUCAUCUGUCAGCAGCUACUUGAGGACUUGUGCCUGACUGCAAGCCCUUUGUGGACUGGACUGGUUCAUUUCCAGGGCUUUUUGUUUUUGAUUUGUUUGGUUGCUUUUAAGUAGUCGGCUUGAUCCUGAAGCCACGAUGAGUUUGAUCUGUUUUGACAAUGAUACCAUUUGUUGUUGAUCCACAGAUGACAACUAAAACUGGAAAAAGACAACUAGAGCUUUUUUGUAGGCUGAUUUUUAUUUAUUAUUUUUUAAUUUCUCUGACGUUUGUUACAGAUUGUGAUGAUUUUAUUUUGUUGCUUUUAACUCUGUGGCACUGGCAAGAGUGUUUCUGGUCAUUAUUUUUAAGUGGAUAGACAAAACCACAUUUGUAAUCAACAUUGUGAGAGUUUUUACCAAGAUUACAUCAAUGGCGAAGGUCAAACAAACAUUAGGUAAAACUGAUUAGCCUGUAACGUGCAUGAAUUUAGUCAUAGUUAGCAAUUUAUGAGCACUUUCUGAAUUUUCAAGCGUAAAAUCUGAUCUCUAAACACAUUGCGUUUUAAUCACAGGCUUCAGAAUUUCUUACAAUUUAAUAGGUCAGUACUUUCCAUGACUUCUAUGACAGGUCCAACACCUGCAUUAUAAAUGGAGGAGGAAAAUAAAUGGACCCAAACAGAACCUUGCAGGGUCAACAAAAUCCUUCCCUGACGGACCACUCCAGCAUCCUGCGAAAUAAGCAGAUCUAACGGUCCACUGCGAUGAAUUAUUUGGAAUGUGGAAAAACAGACUCGGCCCUGACUUGUGGGGUUUGUCUUGUGUCCAGACACUGGGAACACUGUGUUCCCAAUGUGGAGCCUGUGUGUGGAAUGCGCAGCCAUGCACCUGCGUUCACACUGGGGAUAUUUGAGAUGGAUGAUCUUCUUUAAAAGCUCUGAAUUCUUCUCCACGUCCAGCCGUGACUUUGCAUAUUGAGCAGCCUCCUCAGUAGACGUGUGUUUUGACUCUGAGCCUGUGACCUGUUCACAUUAAAGACACGAAAGGGGUCCUAACUACCUAAGUUACAGUGACGUUUAAAGGCAUUGAUAUUUGCAGUAUUGCAUAACAUGCUCUGACCGUGGUGAUUUGGGUCUCGAGGUUUACAAAUGAGACUUGAGGAUUAGUGGUACACCCUGAGGCUACCAUUUGUUGUUUUUUGUUUUCUGACCAAAAGCUAGAAAUGUUGCCUAUUUUUUUUAAAACGGGAAAAGUAUUUUUUUGACUGAUGUGCCACUAAAUUUAAACCAGUUAACAUUUUGUAGUUGUGGUGUAUCUUUUCAACAUAUGGCGCAGCCCCCAAUCUCAGACGAGGGGUUAAAGUGCCUGCUUUAAGCCGUAUUUUAUCAAUGUACUGUUUUAUGUUGUUGUACAUAUUUAAUUAAAUAUGUAUUUUAUGGAAUAAUAAACCUUUUUUAUACAACA